Vespula pensylvanica (western yellowjacket) is the source of this 937-nucleotide messenger RNA. RefSeq lists its product as uncharacterized. The record is from RefSeq and is a predicted model, not a curated record. NCBI's taxonomy places the organism in Eukaryota, Metazoa, Arthropoda, Insecta, Hymenoptera, Vespidae. The transcript is spliced from 5 exons. The coding region runs from base 185 to 937 and encodes 250 amino acids.
UUUACGUUCUUUCUUUUUCUCUAUCACUUUUGUCUUAUUCGUUCAAAAUAAAAUCGUUAUCGAUAUUUAAUCGACGAACUCCGAUAAACCGAAAAAUGAUAGCACAAGCACAAUCAAUAAAAAUGGAUAGGAUCGUAAUUAGAAUUCUCAGAUCGGCAAUAAUAUUCAAUUCGGAUUUGUCAAAAUGUAUCUUCGAAGAUGUACUCUUUGUUUUUUAAUUUUGAUAGUUACAUGUUGUAAUGGAAAUUUUACGGAGUAUGUCGGUGUUACGUCGGAGUUGGUCAGUGUGGAAAAUCCGAUGUUUGUUGGCCAAGAUACGAGCGACGUGUCGUCCAAAGUGAACAUCAAUAAAAUUUUCGAUGAAAUCUUACCGAAAAUUCGUGACUUCUUAAUUAAAAACGGCUUGGAACCGAUUAAUCUUCCAAAUUACACCGAAAAGAUCUUAAUCAAUGGUAAGAUCGAUCUUCGAAAUGGAUUUCUACAUUACAUGACGGAUGUUAAACGAUCGAAGAACGUAAUGUUACAAUAUCGAUAUAAGCAUAUAUUUCUCGAUAUACCUUUGAGAUGGCAAUUAUUGAGCUUUAAUUACAACUACGAUUUUACGUAUCUUUUUAUAAAAAAGCGAGGAGAGGCUUACGGUCGUGUAGAGGAUGUUGAUUUCAUUGUUACAUUAGAAAUAGAUCUUAAUAAAUUCCAAGUGAUGCUUCAAGAGAUAAAGAUCCAUAGAAUCGAAUCGUUCAGAUUGAAAAUCCACACGAAUAAGUUAGAUCCUUUGAUGAACAUGUUGUCUCAAGCGAUGACGCGUAUUUUUCAAAAUCGUAUUAUAAAAUUGCUCGAAGAAAAAAGUAUUGAGAUCGUCCAGCCAUUUAUCAAUGAAAUGAAUACACGAAUUGCUCGAAAAAAAAUUAUGCAGAUUCACCAGGGCUUGUAUCAAUAA